GCGAACUGAACAAAAGGCGCAGCCCUGAGAGAGCAAGUGAUCUUCCUGGUGCACCAGAAUGCUGACCAGAAUCCCAUCUGAGGAUAUAUAUAAGAAUGCAGCAGACCGAAAACAGAACCGCAUUGAGGCAGUGCCCGCAGACGCAAAAACACAUAUUACAUAAGAGCCCAAGACACAAUAUCGUCAUGCAUUCCAUGGGAUUCCUUGUGGCACUCUCCAUCUGCCUGACGACGAUGAUGCCAGUCCUGUCCCAGCCACAGCCAAAUCCACUCGCAGCCGCUGCAGAAGAAGCAGUUCCAACCACAGUCAGACCGAAACUUAUCAUCGAAGAGGAGGCAGAGCCGAUGAUCUAUCAGCGCAUCACCGAACACCGUCCGAUCGCGUUGGGCCAGAACUAUUACAUCAAGCCGGGACAGAUAGUUGGCAGCAUUAACCUUGGCUCGCAGAGCGUUUAUGUGAGGAAUGAUGAGGAGGGCCGCAAGCCCAUAGCCAGCAAGCACAACAUCCUUUUUGUGGCAUAUGCCAAGGACUUGCUGAAAAAUAGCCAGGCCAAGGAGUAGAGCGCCCCAAGUUACGAGUAUACAUAAGUAAUACGAUACGAUGUUCUUCAAUACAAACUCAAAAGCAA
Messenger RNA from Drosophila pseudoobscura, 628 nucleotides. RefSeq lists its product as uncharacterized. NCBI's taxonomy places the organism in Eukaryota, Metazoa, Arthropoda, Insecta, Diptera, Drosophilidae. The transcript has a single exon. The record is from RefSeq and is a predicted model, not a curated record. Bases 96 to 560 code for a protein of 154 amino acids.